Auanema sp. JU1783 is the source of this 1719-nucleotide messenger RNA. Lineage: Eukaryota; Metazoa; Nematoda; Chromadorea; Rhabditida; Rhabditidae. The record is from the annotation of a GenBank genome assembly.
AUGCUCAUUCGAGAUCGUGAGAAUCUUCGAUUUCAGUUCUAUGACGUCGUCAAACGAGGGCACGUGUUAUUGAUUGUGGGUAAUGAUGUGGAUGCACUUUGCGCGGCUACAAUAUUAACCAAGCUGUUCGCUUGUGAUGAUGUCCCGUUCUCCAUUGCUACUGUAUCCGGCUGGGAGGCAUUGGAAAGGACUAUAGAUGAGCAUGCAGACCAAGAAACCUCUAUUGUUCUAUUAAAUUGUGGUGUGAAUCAGGAUUUAGAUUUCCUAUUACAUAAGAAUCAAGAAGAGACUUCACGGAAUCAGAAGAUUUAUGUGAUUGACUCCAGAAGACCUAUCUGCCUUGAGAACGUAUAUAAUCAAGAACAGGUAGUUGUCCUUCUUGAUGCGGAAGAAGAAUCAUCGUUGAACAUCCCAACUGCUGAAGAAAUAUACCCUCCAGAUUCUGAUGAUGAAUCAGACGACGAAGUUGAUGAAAACGAUGAAAACCGACCAAACCGUUUUGAAACAUUACAAAAGAAAAUUUUAAAACAGGAAGUGAGAAAAAAAUGGGAGAGAAAUCGAAACAACUUGAUGUGGAACUACUACGAGAAAACCUGGCAUUCGAUGGCGUCAUCAGUAAGAAUGCUUGAGCUGGCUGCUGCUUUGAAUCGAGUGAGCUCGGAGCAUAUGUGGGUUGCUGCAGUUGGUUUGAACAGUCAAUGGACAGAUAGAUUGAUAUCCACUGAAAUGUACACUUCGAUUUGUAUAGAUAGGAUGAGGCCCUUCAUAUACAGAUUCUCCCCAAAGAAUACUCCGAAAGCUGACGAUGUUCUUAGAAUAUCAUUCGAGAAAGAUCUUCCGCUGGCUAUGUAUUCGCAUUGGUCCUUGUAUCAGGCAAUGAUGGUCAACGAACUGUUUGCGUGUAGAACUAAGAACUGGACCCAACGAGGUGAUGCUGAAGUUAAACACCUACUCGCCGGAUUGGGUUUAACACUGAAUGAAACAAAGCAAAAGUAUGAAGCGAUGACAACAGAAAGGAGGAAAGAAGUGUUCAACACCUUGGAACAAGACAUGAAGUCUACGUUUGCCUCUUUCAUUGCUCAUCUCGGAUACUGCAGUAGAAUCACCUCUGCUGAUCUAGCGAGAGCUCUAGCAGUGAAAUUGGAAACACCUGCAGCUCUCUCGUUGACCGAACGGUUCACAAACGCUAAGGAAAUUCUUCUACCUUUCCUCGAGCCAAGUGGAGAUUUCCUGUCCAUGAGAAAAGCAUUCGACUCUUAUAAGGGUUCUUUGGAAGUUGUGUGGACAAUGGUAUCCAAUGCAGUCAACCAAUCGGAGAUUCUUCCUACUGGUCCUUUCUACUUGUUCUCUUCAUCGCGAGAAUUAGACAGUGAUCUCUUGGAAUCGCGACAUUUCCUGUAUAACUUCUGUCAUUUUCUCUUGAAAGCUUUCGCAGUAUCAGGACGAGGACGGGGUCGAAAGCCUUUGAUCGUUUCCUUCCCCUUAACGGGUGAGAGAAGAGGCUAUCAUUUAGUAUCAGGCAUCAUGCCGCUGGAUACUGUCUACGAAGAUAGUAUCAACAAAUGCUUAAUCGGAAGAGUCUUCAAAGAAGUCAGCAGAAAGAAUGGAAUGCAAGAAGCCUUGAAACUCGAUCAUUUUGAUGAAAACAUCAUACAAUUGCGAUCAUCAGAUCGUUCUAGGUUCUUCGAUCUUCUGCAAACAGUCAUGGGUUCUACAUAA